AUGACUAGCAGUCAAAUCUCGCUCCCGGGCUUCUCAGCACAGCAAGUCAGCUCUCUCACCGUCCUCAUUCAACACGUGCUUAAUCAGGCAUUCAAACAACACUUUGGCCCACUGCCGCUCCAGCAAAAGCAGUCAGUCAUAGUGCCAAAGCCGGCACAGCCACCAAAGCAGCAACAGGCCACUACGGAGAAAAUCAUGGAGAAGAAUAAGAGCAUGGGCAGCAGCAGUCCUAUUCAAGCGGGCACACUCUCCACAAUUGAACACCAGGCCACUAUGCAUAAUUGCGGAGAACCUUCCUCUCGCCUCAGCAAUACACCGGUUUUCGCCACCCCUCUCGCCUCUCUUCUCACCUCUCUUCUCGCUCUCGCCUCUCCGCCCGACUACAUUCGAUUCGCGAAGGAUAUGGAGGCUAUAGGCCAAGGAUAG
Messenger RNA from Letharia columbiana, 426 nucleotides. RefSeq lists its product as uncharacterized. The transcript has a single exon. The record is from RefSeq and is a predicted model, not a curated record. NCBI's taxonomy places the organism in Eukaryota, Fungi, Ascomycota, Lecanoromycetes, Lecanorales, Parmeliaceae. Bases 1 to 426 code for a protein of 141 amino acids.